Messenger RNA from Aspergillus pseudonomiae, 1432 nucleotides. RefSeq lists its product as uncharacterized. The record is from RefSeq and is a predicted model, not a curated record. NCBI's taxonomy places the organism in Eukaryota, Fungi, Ascomycota, Eurotiomycetes, Eurotiales, Aspergillaceae. Bases 53 to 1201 code for a protein of 382 amino acids. The transcript is spliced from 2 exons.
ACAUCUCUUUAUCUCAAAAACCAUCCCUCAUACCAGUAAAAGGGUGACCACCAUGGAUGACUUGGUAUACGAGCUAGAUCCGAAAGGUGACAUUUUCCUCAUUCUGGAUAACGUGUCUACGGAUUUUCCCUACAACCUACGAGAUAUUACCACUGUGGCGGGGUGGCCGGAUGGACUCCGUAACCCCCCAGCUCCAACAAGCGAUAGGAAUAAAACCAUCAAGCAAGAAGAUGAUGGAAGUUCAGGCGACGCUGUUGAUUCAGCCAAGACCCCUAAGUCUCCCCCACAGCGCCGUCUACAGAUUCGUGCAUCGUCAAAACAUCUGACAUUGGCCUGCCCACAAUUCCAACGCACGCUACAAAACGGAUUUCAGGAGGGAACCGAGCUCAGGGCCACCGGCUGUCUAAGGUUCCCUGUGCGAGAUUGGGAGGCAGUACCCUUCUUGGUCCUGAUGUUAAUCAUCCAUCAUCGAACACGACUGGUGCCUUGGCAAGUGUCCUUAGACAGGCUGGUGGAGAUCGCGCAGUUGGUCGAUUACUAUGAGUGUCAUGAGGCAGUGGAACCGUUCUCGAAUUCAUGGCUCAUUCAUCUGAAGAUCAGAUCUUUGAGCCCCCCUUAUUAUACCCCUUCAUCGGAUGAUGAGGCCAGGAAAUGGAUUUCUGUAUCUUGGGUAUUUAACGAGGCCAAGGCAUUCCAAGAAUCCUCCAAGUACUUGGAGUCCAAGAGCACAAGUAUGAUUAGCUUCAGUGGACUCCCUGUUCCCGGCACGAUACAAGAUGAGAUCAACCGUUCCCGGCGAGCGCUGAUGACAAAAGUCGUGGAGUGUAUGCAUAGUCUUUCCUCACAACUACGGGACGGCCCAGAACGAUGUUCUGAGCUGUGUGAUUGUGCGCUCCUAGGCGUGCUGACAAAAGGAAUGCAUCGAGCUGGAAUUCUAUCGCUGAAUUCAUUCUCAAGCUUUGAGGGGAUCAGCUUCACCCAAUUGGCACACGAGUGUCGCAACAUCAAAACUCCGAGUAAUAUGAGGCAUAUCUGCAGGAAUCCACUUAGUCCGUGCAGCAUAUCCAAACAAGUCGAACCCCUGCUACAGAAUAUAGAGAAGCUCAAUGUCGGGUUGAAAAAAUUACAAUUCGUCAAGGAUCCCUUCCUCCUUAAUUGGAAUACCAGACUCAUCAAAUCAACAGUGAAACUGCCUUCUUAGGUCCAAUUUCACCUUCCAUCUUACCGGCCUAACGCUCGAUGGCUGAUAAGACCACUUAAUCCAAUCUCUUCACUCCAUCCAGAUGGUGGAUCUCAGUCUGCACCUGAUAACAUUGACUUAGCCAUUCUUAUAAUGAAGGCAACUGCACGUUAUGUGUACUAUUCGAUAUUCUUAUGUAGCGUGUUCAAAGCAGCUCUUGAUGAACGCGAUGGUAUAUUACGGAAUGAACAG